GAACAGUGGAGGGAGGCUGUGCUGCUGCCUGCUACUUCAUCCUCUCUUCUCCACGCGAGAGAUGUCUGAUGUGGCGGCGCUUCCUGAGACCGUGGCGGAGGGUAAGAUGACGACGACUAUGAACGACGCGUGGGACUACAAGGGCCGUCCUGCCGUCCGCGCCUCCUCCGGCGGCUGGUCGUCCGCCGCCAUGAUCCUGGUGGUGGAGCUGAACGAGCGGCUGACGACGCUGGGCGUGGGCGUGAACCUGGUGACGUACCUGAUCGGCACCAUGCACCUCGGCGGCGCCGCCUCUGCCAACGCUGUGACCAACUUCCUCGGCGCCUCCUUCAUGCUAUGCCUCCUCGGUGGCUUCGUGGCCGACACCUACCUCGGGAGAUACCUCACCAUCGCCAUCUUCACCGCAGUCCAAGCGGCGGGCAUGUGCGUCCUGACCGUGUCGACGGCGGCUCCAGGGCUACGGCCGCCUGCGUGCGCGGACCCCACUGGCCCCAGCAGGAGGAGCAGCUGCGUGGAGCCCAGCGGUACGCAGCUGGGCGUGCUGUACCUGGGGCUGUACCUGACGGCGCUGGGCACCGGCGGCCUCAAGUCCAGCGUGUCCGGGUUCGGCUCCGACCAGUUCGACGAGUCGGACGACGGCGAGCGGCGGAGCAUGGCGCGCUUCUUCGGCUGGUUCUUCUUCUUCAUCAGCAUCGGGUCGCUGCUGGCGGUGACGGUGCUGGUGUACGUGCAGGACCAUCUGGGGCGGCGGUGGGGCUACGGCGCCUGCGUCGCGGCCAUCCUUGCGGGCCUGCUGCUCUUCGUGACGGGCACCAGCAGGUACCGGUUCAAGAAGCUGGUGGGAUCCCCGCUGACGCAGAUCGCCGCUGUGACGGCGGCCGCGUGGAGGAAGCGCGCGCUGCCGCUGCCGCCGGACCCGGACAUGCUGUACGACGUCCAAGACGCGGUGGCCGCCGGAGAGGACGUCAAGGGAAAGCAAAAGAUGCCGCGCACAAAGCAAUGCAGGUUCCUUGAGAGGGCAGCCAUCGUUGAGGAGGCCGAGGGUUCCGCCGCCGGCGAGACCAAUAAGUGGGCGGCGUGCACGCUGACGGACGUGGAGGAGGUGAAGCAGGUGGUGCGGAUGCUCCCCACCUGGGCCACCACCAUCCCCUUCUGGACCGUGUACGCCCAGAUGACCACCUUCUCCGUGUCCCAGGCGCAGGCCAUGGACCGCCGCCUCGGCAGCGGUGCCUUCGAGGUCCCCGCCGGCUCCCUCACCGUCUUCCUCGUCGGCUCCAUCCUCCUCACCGUCCCCGUCUACGACCGCCUCGUGGUGCCCCUCGCCCGCCGCUUCACCGCCAACCCGCAGGGCCUCUCCCCGCUGCAGCGCAUCUCCGUUGGCCUCCUCCUCUCCGUCCUCGCCAUGGUCGCCGCCGCGCUCACCGAGCGCGCGCGCCGCUCGGCCUCCCUCGCCGGAGCCACGCCCUCCGUCUUCCUGCUCGUGCCGCAGUUCUUCCUCGUCGGCGUCGGGGAGGCCUUCGCCUACGUCGGCCAGCUCGACUUCUUCCUGCGCGAGUGCCCCAGGGGCAUGAAGACCAUGAGCACGGGCCUAUUCCUCAGCACGCUGUCGCUCGGCUUCUUCUUCAGCACCGCCAUCGUCAGCGCCGUGCACGCCGUCACCACCUCGGGUGGCCGGAGGCCCUGGCUCACCGACGACCUCGACCAGGGCAGCCUCCACAAGUUCUAUUGGCUGCUGGCCGCCAUCAGCGCUGUCGACCUGCUGGCCUUCGUGGCAGUCGCCAGGGGAUACGUCUACAAGGAGAAGCGCCUGGCGGCGGAGGCUGGCAUCGUCCAUGACGACGACGUACUCGUCCAUGCCACCUGAAUCGUCUACCUCAUCAUAUAUUAUGCAUUAAUAUAAUUGCACUAGCUCGGAUCGGAGAACUAAUAUUAAUUUAUUUUUCUGGUUUGGGACUCCAAAUUAAAGAGGUUUAUUACAUCAAGGCCCUAGCUAGAAUGUCGAGCACAGAUUGACACGGGUGGAUUCAGAGAAUCACUGAUAUUAAAAAAAAUCCAUGGUGUUACUCUUA
Zea mays is the source of this 2069-nucleotide messenger RNA. Its product is annotated as protein NRT1/ PTR FAMILY 6.3. Gene Ontology annotation, molecular function: transmembrane transporter activity. NCBI's taxonomy places the organism in Eukaryota, Viridiplantae, Streptophyta, Magnoliopsida, Poales, Poaceae. The record is from RefSeq and is a predicted model, not a curated record. Gene Ontology annotation, cellular component: membrane. The coding region runs from base 62 to 1864 and encodes 600 amino acids. The transcript is spliced from 3 exons. Gene Ontology annotation, biological process: oligopeptide transport; transmembrane transport.